UAACACAUUCAUACACACAAAAAUCAUCAUGCUUUUCAGUCAUGGUGUACUCGCCUGACAUUAGGCCUAUUUAAUAAGCCAACCUAUUUGUGACCCGUUUGCAUUUCAAGGGUGAUGAGAGCCUCUUGUUGGGGAAGUAGUCUCUUUAUAUACACUGUACGAUCAAGUUACGCAAGCAGCUUCGUACAAUGUCUGUUUUAACCAGUGCUCGCCUCCAUAUGAACGAACAAUGACGAAACGCGCCCCACCUCAGACCAAACCCUCUAAAGAAACCAAAAACAAAGGCAAAGGCACAGGCAAAGGCAAGGACCAAAGUAAGGGCCAAAAUAAAGGCAAAGGCCAAGGAAAAGGCAGAAAGGGAGCCGAAAGCAAAAACAAAAGCAGAAGUGAUAGUAAUAUCAAAGUCAAUAUAAAAAACGAAAGCAAGAGCAAGAGCAAGAGCAAGAGCAAGAGCAAGAGCAAGAGCAAGAGCAAGAGCAAAAGCAUGCAUACGACAUCACCACAACCUUUAUGGAAAACUGCAAUCAACAAAACCAAACCUGGUGCCACCUACUUUCUUUCCACCAUCCCUGCGAAAUUUAACCCCAUUGACUACUUCAACUAUCGAGGCGCUACAUCCAUACAACGGAACGCCCUAAGCUUUGAAUGGAGCAAUUGGAUCAAUGAGUUUGCAAGCUCUAAUGUGAAGGUCCUACAAGAAACGGCUGUUUACCUUUUUACCGGAUUCAAGAAGGAGACAUUGACGCAGUUCUGGGAAGACCUCGCUGCUGAGGAGAAAUAUGGACGUCAGCAGCAACAGCUAUUGAGUCAACGGAAAAUAGAUUUGCGAAGACAGAAUAUUCAGCAACUUCGAAUGGAUGGCGAGGCAAUGACACGGGAACUAGAGAUGGAACUGCGAGCAUCAGGACCCUCUUUAUUAUCAAAAAAAUAACUCUAUACAACAUCACCCAUUGAAACCAUCUGAUUCAACUUCAACACGGAAUAGCGUAACCAAUAGCUUACCAGUAUUGUCUCAAGAUG
Messenger RNA from Lobosporangium transversale, 1020 nucleotides. RefSeq lists its product as hypothetical. The transcript is spliced from 3 exons. The coding region runs from base 230 to 931 and encodes 233 amino acids. The record is from RefSeq and is a predicted model, not a curated record. NCBI's taxonomy places the organism in Eukaryota, Fungi, Mortierellomycota, Mortierellomycetes, Mortierellales, Mortierellaceae.